AAGACGCUGCUGUUUUAUUUCAUUAAAUAAAUUUCACCGUCCCGACACCCAAGGAUUUCUUCAUGGUCCUUCGAGCAACGUGAGCAUAGUGUGCAGCUCAUCUACAGGUGUUUGCGGCCAAAACGGUGCGACGGAUCAGCACGAUUUUUGCGUCAGAAGUUUACGUCGGGCAAGUUUGUGAGUCCAUUCCAGUCGCCAUUAUUCCUGAGCAACGCGGUAAGAUUGUACUUCAUUCAUUCACUCAAUCAUCGUUGCCGCGGCGGAAGGACACACCGACGUCGAAGUGUUCAAAACCGGAGAAAGCAAUCUUCAUCUGCGUGUAACCGAAUUUACAAAGAAGAACUUCAAUAGUGUUCGUUUAUUUGUAACGAUUUUAUUUCGUCAAACUCGCCGAAGACAAAGGACAACGCAAUACAAAUAAAAUUGCUAUCUCACUCACUCAUAGCAUAUUACGGAACAUUAAUAUUGCUACAAAAAACGCGAUGUUCGGAGUGAAGUGAGCGAUUUUUAGCAAUCAACGUUGUCGUUCAAUACAAUCGAUCUCGAUCCCAAUCUUAACAGGAAUUGUAUUGCAUCAUUUUUUUACCACGUUUUCGUAUACCGAGCGACCAUAUUUUUUUCAGGAAAAGUAAAUUUAAACAAUUCAGUACUUGUUUACGUAAUUAGUCAGCAAUAUGGCAAGCGACAACGAGCUAUUUAACAGGCGGAAAUAUGUGAAAGGCACGAUGACGCGCCUACGCAACUCGCUAACGUCGGAAUUCCUCGCGUCCGCAUCCGAACAAAUGUUACGCACGAAGCAAGAACAUGCCCAGUCCAUCUUCAAGGAGUAUAUAGACCUGACUGUUCAGGUCAACGACGACCAUGAUCCCACUCCUGUUGAAGAGGCCUACUUUGUGUGUAUGGACUUACUGCGCACUACUUUGCAGUCAAGAUUCGGGACGACGGCGGCGGCGGCAAAGCCAAGUGGCGGUUCUAAUAACGUCACGUCCAAGUUAAAACUCCCUGAUAUCCAAAUACCACCAUUCGACGGCAAGUACCUAGAAUACAAACCUUUCAUCGAAUUGUUUACGGCGCUUGUACAUAACGAUUCUAACAUUGUUGACAUUCAAAAGUUUGUGUAUUUACGUGGUUUUCUAAAAGGAGAAGCCUUCGAUCUUAUUAAUAAUUUACCAAUACAAGGCUCAAGUUACAGUGAAGCAUUGACAAUCCUGCGUGAUCGAUAUGAUAAUAGUCACAAAAUUGUAUUUGAACAUAUAUCCAAGUUAUUGGAUCUUGCCUCGAUACUCAGGCCAAAUGUAACCAUGUUACGUAAUUUAAUUUCUGUUGCAAAACAGCAUGUAGCAGCUCUAAAAAAUUUAAAUGAACCCGUUGACAAAUGGGACAGCAUACUUGUAUGCAUUCUAUCUCGCAAACUCGACCCAGUCACUAAUAGAGCUUACUGUUUGGAUAGGAACUCAUCUCAAUCCCCAACUUUUACAGAUUUCAUAAAAUAUCUUGAAACAAGAGCUCUAGCUCUCGAAAACUCGAGCAACAAUGAUGUCAUCGGCGCUAGGAAAGUACAAGCUACUGCUGCAGUAACAAAUAAUCAUGUAGCUAAGUGCUAUUACUGUGGCGUUGCUGCCCCAGCUUGAGGACCAGCACAAUGAGCUCAGCGAUCCCGCGACACCCCGACUCGUUCACACGCAGUUUGGUUAUUUGGUUGCAGGAAAAGUCCCCGUACAGUCUCCCCAUGAACUUCAGAGUACCCCUGUUUCUUUGUUUUGUCAAGAAUGUAAAACAGACUUAAAUUCUAAUGUUAUUCAGUUCUGGAAAUCUGAGGCUGUACCAGAAAUAUAUCCUGAGCACCCCACGUCUGAACAAAAAUAUUGUGAGGAAUAUUUUAAUGAAACGGUUCAACUUGUUGACAAUAAAUUUGAAGUCUCAAUGCCCUUAAAGAUUCCAAUUUACGAUGUAAACAAUACUUUAGGGAAUUCUCUAGUUCUCGCUAUGCGCAGAUUUUUGAAUUUAGAGAAAAGGCUCCAUAAAGAUGAAGCUUUGUUCAAAGAAUAUCAAAGUUUUAUUCAUGAAUACAUAGACCUUGGCCAUGCCAGCUAUGUCGAUAUUUCUAGUUACGAUUUUAACAAAGAUGCGGUAUACUUUAUGCCACAUCACCCUGUCAUACGUGAAAAUGCAGUUAGUACUCGUUUACGUACAGUAUUUGACGAAUCUAUGAAAACAACAAAUAAAAUUUCUCUGAAUGAUAUUAUGUUGAAUGGCCCUGUGGUCCAAAACGAAUUAUUCGACACUCUAUUGUUGUUCAGACUAAAUAAAUAUUUUUUCGCUUGCGAUAUUAGGCGUAUGUUUAGAAAUGUUUUAAUAGAAAAAAGUCAGAGGUCACUCCAAAAUAUAUUAUGGAGAGAUGACCCCCAUGAAUCCAUAAAAUGUUUACAAUUAAACACUAUUACUUAUGGCUUAAAAAACUCAUCUUUUUUAGCAACAAGGUGCUUAAAUGAGUUAGCUUAUAGAUUUAAAAAUGAAUAUCCUUUGGCUGUCCCAGUAAUUCUAAAUGCAACAUAUGUUGAUGACAUAUUGUAUACUCAUAAUGAUUUAAAUGUAAUAAUAGAAACAAAAAGUCAACUUUCACAAUUGUUAUCUAAAGGUAGUUUCUUCUUGCAUAAAUGGUCAGCCAACGAUUCCAGUAUUUUACAGGAUAUUCCGAAGGAACAGAAGUAUUCUGGAGAAAUUAACAUGCAAAAAGAUGUUAAAACGUUAGGGUUGAAUUUUGACGUCAAUUCAGACACUUUUAAAUUUUCCCCCCCGCCUAAGCAAUCUGUCAAGACCAAAAGAGAAAUCUUAAGUUUUAUCAGUAAAUUUUAUGACCCUCUUGGACUGAUUGGACCAAUCUUUGUGCAAGCCAAACAUAUUAUGCAAAAGCUAUGGCUGUCCAAAACAGACUGGGAUUCUAUUCCUCCGCCAGAAUUAAAUAAUAAAUGGCAAUCACUUUAUAAUGACUUAACUAACAUCUCAAGUAUUCAUAUUGAAAGGAAUACAAUGUGUAAAAGUGAACAUCAAACAUUUCAAUUAAUAGGAUUUUCAGACGCAUCCAAUGUGGCAUAUGGUUGUGCAAUUUAUGUGAGAACUAUUGACAUGCAAGGUAAAGUUCAAAUGUCACUAUUAUGCUCUAAGUCACGCAUAAAUCCCAUUGCACCUAAACAGUUAACCAUCCCACGUUUAGAAUUAAACGCUGCGCUUUUACUUGCCAAGUUAGCUUCAAAAGUAUACAAUACUAUUAGUCAGAAACAGAUAGUAAAUGAGGUUCACCUUUACACAGAUUCACAAGUCGUAUUGGCGUGGUUGAAGACCGAUCCAAUCAAAUUAAAAUCUUAUAUUGCGAAUAGAACAAAAUUAAUUACUGAAUGUACUAAUAACUUUAAUUGGUCCUAUAUACAGACAGAUAAAAAUCCUGCAGAUUGCUUGAGCAGAGGAACAAGUCCCUGCGACUUACCAAAUCACCACUUAUGGUGGUCAGGGCCUAAGGAAAUGUCAGAUUGUAAUUAUAAAUUUAAAAAUUGUACUUACCAAUUACCCGAGGACAUUCCUGAAAUUAAAUGUUCACAGAACGAGGCGGUCUGUGCGGCGGUAUCGCUGAGCUCAAAUGGGUCGUCAUUCCUUGAUAAUUUUAUUCACAAAUAUUCUGAUAUUAACAGAAUGAAACGUGUACUUGCAUAUGUCAUUAGAUUUUGUAAUAAUUCUAAACCUAACUCGGCCAAAAUUAAAGAAAACUUUGUUUCCUUUGCUGAGACUAACAAUGCAUUUUCUCUGCUUAUAAAGCACGAACAGCUCAAGUAUUUUUCUAAAGAUUUAAAUGCUUUGCAAAACGGUAUGCAAGUACAAGCUUCUUUAAGAGGGCUUAACCCGUUUAUAGAUGCUCACGGUCUUCUCCGGGUAGGAGGUAGACUGCAACAUUCUGGUUUGCCAUAUAACCAAAUGCAUCAAAUUAUAUUACCUAGGCAAUCUCUAAUUACUUGUAUGAUAAUUGAAAAUGAACAUAACAAGCUUUUGCACGCAAGUCAAAAAUUAAUUUUGUCUAGUUUAAACCAACGUUAUUGGAUUGUCAAUGCUUUACGCUUAAUUAAGAGUGUAAUAUAUAAAUGUACAACAUGCUUUCGUUUCAAGGCUGAAACAGCCAAACAGCUGAUGGGUUCACUCCCUGCGGACAGGGUAACUACUAGUCGACCAUUUAAAAAGGUCGGAAUGGACUUUGCUGGGCCUAUUCUUGUUAAA
Molecule: messenger RNA, 4263 nt
Organism: Pectinophora gossypiella (pink bollworm)
Lineage: Eukaryota; Metazoa; Arthropoda; Insecta; Lepidoptera; Gelechiidae
Exons: 2
Coding region: 675-1631 (318 amino acids)
Source: RefSeq, a predicted model, not a curated record